Messenger RNA from Megalobrama amblycephala (Wuchang bream), 1617 nucleotides. RefSeq names its product piggyBac transposable element-derived protein 3-like. NCBI's taxonomy places the organism in Eukaryota, Metazoa, Chordata, Actinopteri, Cypriniformes, Xenocyprididae. The transcript is spliced from 4 exons. The record is from RefSeq and is a predicted model, not a curated record. The coding region runs from base 1 to 1617 and encodes 538 amino acids.
AUGGCUGCCAGUGGUGGAGAACAUUCAGAUUUUGAGAUUCUGAGACGUGUUAAAGAUGAUGAAGUUUUUGUCAACCUGCAAGGAGAGUUAGACACAGAGAAUGAGAGUGAGAGUUCUGCUGAGGAGGUUGAAGAUGUGACAGCUCAGCAAUGUAAAAGAACCAAGAACUUUAGCUGGAGGAAGAAAAGGUUUGAGCACCAGUCAGCAGCCAAUGAAAAUACAUUCAGAAUGCCUGAUCAGCUUUUAUCUCCUUGCAGCUACUUCACAAGGUUUUUUGACGAAGAGCUUUUCCAACUUAUUGCUGAGCAAACUAAUCUGUACUCUUGCCAGUUACGUGGAACUAGCAUUAACACCAAUCCAGAUGAAGUGAGGUCAUUUAUUGGAAUGAAACUCAUCAUGGGUAUUGUGAAGAUGCCAUCAGUGGAUGAUUACUGGUCUGAGGAUACACGUUACCAAAAAAUUGCCAAUGUGAUGUCCGUAAAGAGGUUCCAAUGUCUCUCUAGAAUGAUACAUUUUCAGGACAAUGCCAUGUCAGACCCAGAUCAGGAUCGGCUUUUCAAAGUCAGACCAGUCCUAGAACAUAUGAGAAAAAAAAUUCUGAAAAUUGAAAGUGAGAAUCAGUUCUCAAUUGAUGAAAUGAUGGUGCCUUACAAGGGCAUCAAGGCUGGUUCUCUGCGGCAGUAUCUGCCUAGCAAACCUCAUCAUUGGGGGUUCAAGAUAUUUGUACGUGCAGGUGUUUCUGGCAUGGUCUAUGAUUUCCUGGUAUACACUGGUAAAAGCUCAUUUGGCGCUGAACAAGGACCUGCCAAAGAGCUUGGACUUGGAGCUAGUGUUGUUGUUGAACUCUGCAAGACCAUCAACAACCCAAUGGAUUUGGGCACCAUUCGUAAGAACAGGCUGAAGGGAUGCCACCUGGAAGAUGACCACAAACUCAAGAGACAAGGAAGAGGCAGCUUUGAUUACAGAGUGGAUAAUGAGGUAAGAGUGGCAAUUGUAAAAUGGUUUGACAACAAAGCGGUCACACUAGCCAGCUCUUGUGCAGCUGUGAGUCCAGUGAAAGAAGUGAGGCGGUUCUCUAAAGAACAGAAGAAACAAGUUGGGGUCACGUGUCCAAACAUUGUCACACAAUACAAUGUCCACAUGGGAGGAGUAGACCUGGCUGACAUGAUGGUGGCCUUGUACCGUACACCUGCAAAAUCCCAUCGGUGGUACAUGAGUUUGUUUUGGCAGAUGGCUGAUAUAGCCUUAAACAAUGCAUGGCUUCUUUAUCGCAGAGAUGCAAAGAGUCUGGGUGAGGUAAAGCACAAGAAGCUGAAGACAUUCAGGCUGGAAGUUGCAGAUGGACUCAUUCAUGCUGGAAAAAAGAAGGCAAGGCCCUCAAAGCCAAGAGAGGAUGAUGUUCCCACCAAAUACAUCCAGCGGCCAGUAACACCAAGACCUGUGGAUGACAUCCGGUACGACAAAGUAGACCACUUCCCGGUGUUCUCUGAUAGGGGCAGAUGCAAGUUAUGCUCAAAUGGAAAGUCAACCAUUGCAUGCCAGAAAUGUGGAGUUCGUCUGUGCAUUGUCACAGGAAAAAACUCAGGGAAUUGUUUUCAAAACUUCCAUGAGAAAUAA